Neurospora crassa OR74A is the source of this 2690-nucleotide messenger RNA. RefSeq lists its product as hypothetical. Lineage: Eukaryota; Fungi; Ascomycota; Sordariomycetes; Sordariales; Sordariaceae. The record is from RefSeq and is a predicted model, not a curated record. The coding region runs from base 225 to 2690 and encodes 821 amino acids. The transcript is spliced from 5 exons.
CCCGUGCUGUAACGUCCACUGUCAGCUCAACGUCGACAUCCCAACCUACUAUAAAAUGCUUCUUCCCCGCCAACCAUCACGAUACCUCUACCUUAGGUAGCUCUGAAUAACAGUCAACCUUUCAACCGACCAUCGACCUGACUGGCAAGAUCCACAUCAAACAAGACUGGCGGUGUACUUGUGGAAUUCAACCAUCUCUAUGAACGGACAGGUCCCAGUCCACCAUGUCUCGCCGCUUAUCCAUCUUCGGAAGGCUGGGUCGCCGAACCUCAUCGGCGACGGAAAGCACUGCAAUCAGCAAUGAGAACGACGGACCAGAAAUCCAUGGCAACCUCGCACCGCCCCCAGCCUACACCAUCGUAGACGAGUCGGCCACGGCGGACUUGACAGCUGCCUUUGAUCAACUAAGCCUUUCCAACGCGGCUUCCGAUCCAACUGUCGAUACCUGUCUUGCCCAUUUGAAGCUGUUGUUCGCCAUCCAGUCCAUGAAGGAAGAGGUCGGCUAUACAGAUGGCCUUUGGGGACUCUGGGACUCCCUUGCCGGGCCUUUCAACCACCUUGAACACACAUAUGCCGAUAAGAAGAAAACCCCGUCUGAUUCCAAGAAGCCCCUUGACAAGAACCUACUGGAAGACGCCGACAAGAAAAUACUCGAGAAUCUCAGCAAGAUCCGCGAGAAGCGAUGGGCCUUGUUCCUCGCGAGAGCUACCCAGAGAUACGAGGCGUGGUGGAAAUCGCUGCCUGGCAGUCAGCCAUUGACAGAAAGGGACAUGGAGGAAGAUACAUCCUUUGGAUACCAGACAUUUCCUACGGAUGACAGUGCUACCUUUGAUUGGAGCGAGGACAAGUUACCUCCUCUUGACGUAUUGAUGGUCUGGCAUACCCACAUGCUCAACCCCCGAGCCUUCCUUGAAGAUGCCAUGCUAGCUGGCUUGAGAGGCUUCUGGAAUAGAGGACUCCCGUGGCAUUUGGUCAACGCGGCCAUCGACUCCGACUUCAGCUACAAUGUAACGGAUCAGUGCAAGGCCCGAUGGACGAAGCAGACCGGCCUCUCUUGGGACAACCAAUCCGAUCCACUGGUCAAGGAAUUGCAAUGCCCCAGAUGCAACACUAAACUGUCAAUCCCCUGGACAACAUGCUCUCGGCCUGAAAACUUCCAUAAUCAAGCUGAACUACUGGACCUUACCGGCACUGGCUACGGUGACGGCAACCUUCAACACACAUGCAAAGGCUGUGGUAUUACUAUCUGUAAGGAACUCCUUUGUGCUUCCAAGUUUGUCAAGGACGUUGAAGCCUUGCUUGGGCCUACAAACCGGCCCAUCCCAGGAACCGUACUGGAACCUACAACCGGGAGACCCGCGAUGGUGCCGCCCGAGCCUGAAAGGUCCAUCUACCCUCGCACAUUUCCCAACCGUCUUCUCAAAAGCGGAUGCAACUCUAUUCGGACAAAGGUGACUACACUCAUGACCUCCAGACCGAACCCUACCAUGCAAGACGUUCGUGUCGAAAUCGAAGCCAUUCUUGGAAACAGCACAUGGCUGAGGGAGAUCAACAAAUACUCGAAUCCCAGGAGCGCUGCAUACAAGGUUGGCCGUGCCAGUAAGCUCAGCAUACGAAAAAUGAUGGGUCAUUAUUGGGAGAACUUCAGCCCCUUUGCACUCGAUCUGGCUGGCGCCGUUGUGCGACAGGGCAUCUUCAUCGAAAAGAUGUACAAGAUUGACUGGCUUCACAGCCCGUCGGCAACCGACACCAUGAAGCGACUUCUGCUCAAAUAUGCCCGUUUCUUCACCAUCAUGCAGAAGAAUCCAACCAAAAUGGCAGUCCCUACCCUGGAUAUCGAUCUCGCUUGGCACACACAUCAGUUGAGCCCGAGCAAGUAUUACAAGUACAGUAUCAACACGACCGACAAGUACAUCGAUCAUGACGACAAGGUUGAGGAGGGGAGACUGAGUGAGCAAUUUGAAUGGACCAGCAAGGAGUACCAGGAUACAUAUGGAGAGGUGUAUAGCGAGUGCACUUGUUGGUACUGCGAGUCUAUUCGGACCUCACACGUGAACUCACUUGGUCAAGUGCUGGGUGUUUCCAAGUCAGAGAAAAUUGCCGAAGCUUUCCACACCUCCGAAAAAGCCAAACUCUGCCCACCCGACAAGUCUGCCCACAUCUCUUCCCACAACGCCGUGAUGCUACACGUCGAUCCUUCGCAGCCUAAUCUAACCAUCCAGGACCGCGUGCGCGUGCAACUCGCUGCCCUUCAUCAGAAGAGACUGGACGAUGCAUACGCCAAAGCCAAGAAACGUGCCGAGAAGAAGGGCAGAACUAUUCCGCCUCGGGAUGCUGCGUAUUAUGACCACUGGGGAUACCCGUACUACAUGGCUGGGCCCUACAUGUACCCCAUUUGGUUUACCCCGGGCCUCUACUACGGUUGGGACCCUGGAUAUAUUGCCGGCUGUGGCACCGGAGCUAAUGGAGCCUGUGCUGCGGGCACCUGCGGAGGAGGCGUUGCUGCGGGUGGUUGUGGCGGUGCCGGGGGAUGCGGCGGUGGUGCUAGUGGUAGUGCCUGCGGCGGCGGCGGCGGCGGCGGGUGCGGAGGGGGUGGUGGAUGCGGAGGAGGAGGGGGAGGAGGAGGAGGAGGCUGUGGUGGCGGUAAGUUAAUCCUAAAUGAGAAUCCUAAAUACCGAUCAAGAUACUAA